This is a messenger RNA of Saccharomyces eubayanus, 345 nucleotides long. It is a transcript of the gene HOT13, whose product is annotated as Hot13p. Gene Ontology annotation, cellular component: mitochondrial intermembrane space. Gene Ontology annotation, biological process: protein import into mitochondrial intermembrane space. The record is from RefSeq and is a predicted model, not a curated record. The transcript has a single exon. The coding region runs from base 1 to 345 and encodes 114 amino acids. Lineage: Eukaryota; Fungi; Ascomycota; Saccharomycetes; Saccharomycetales; Saccharomycetaceae. Gene Ontology annotation, molecular function: zinc ion binding.
AUGCCCGACGUCACCAUACAUGGCAAGACAGUGGAUGAUCAAUCUCGGUGUGUUCACUGGCAUCUGCCGAACGACGUAAUAGCCAUCAAAUUCAAGUGCUGUGCCACAUACUUUGCCUGUUUCGAGUGCCACCAAGAAUUAAGUUCCCAUUCCUUGCAGAAGUACGAUCUUCACGACGAUACUGAUGAAAAGUUGAUCGUGUGUGGAGUUUGCCGUCAUGAGAUGACAUUCGCGGAAUACCAUAACGCUCAACUCGUCUGCCCCAAUUGCCAAUCUCCCUUCAAUCCAGGUUGCAAACUACACUACCACUUGUACUUCCAUAAUCCGCCUUCGAUGACUUGUUGA